Messenger RNA from Bemisia tabaci, 3306 nucleotides. Its product is annotated as Centriolar coiled coil protein 110kDa. NCBI's taxonomy places the organism in Eukaryota, Metazoa, Arthropoda, Insecta, Hemiptera, Aleyrodidae. Gene Ontology annotation, cellular component: centriole. Gene Ontology annotation, molecular function: protein binding. Gene Ontology annotation, biological process: centrosome duplication; ciliary basal body organization; negative regulation of centriole elongation. The record is from RefSeq and is a predicted model, not a curated record.
GAAUGUCGUCAAAGAACCCCGGUAUUUGCCUUAUGGAAUCACAUCUAGUUUGUGCCUUGAAGCUGUUGCCUUUCCUUGCGAAUUUUGUCUAGCAUUUGUGCCUUGCUUCACACUGACCUUAGCUCUCUUGUCUCUCACUGUUCUCAAUCUAUUCAUCCAGAACAAUGCAUAAACCUCAGUAUACUUCCUGCAUCUAUAUUGGUGGACUUCCCAUCUUACCCCCAUUGAUGACUGCUGAAAUUCGGCAAGAAAUGCAGAAAUAUAAACAGCUGGCUGCUGGAAUCGAGCAAAAAAUAUCUCAAAGAAAGGACUCGUUCACUCAGUCUGAAGCCAUCGAUUCAACAUCUGACCCUGUAACUUCAGUAAUACCCAUUGUUUCAGAUUCUCAGCAAUUUUUUCCUCCAGAAAAUAAUGAAGUUGAUCACCCUAAAGACUCCCCUAAAACAGACAUUGACAACCAGAGUAUUAACGAAAAUGAUAAAAGUCUCAACCGUUCUGUGCGUCGAAACUCAUACACGCUGGAGACUCCAAGUCCUCAGCUCAUGGCUUUGCUGCGAUCAAAUCAAAUUGAAGAUGUGAGCAUCAGUCAAAACUCAAAUUCUGAAUCCUUCACUGAAGUGUCAAAAUUGAGUAAUAGCGCCAAGAAACAGAGGACUUCAUCCGGUCAGUGUUACAAUGCAAACUAUGAUGUUAGUUGUCCAAAUCACAAACCACCUGAGUCAAGCACAGGUGCACUUUCCACAGCUAGCGAUAAUGAAACUAUAUCUUCUGACAUUGAAUCGAUCGUCACUUUGGAUGAAUCUGCCAAACGUGUUGUCGAUUCACGCAGUCAGAUCUCCUGUAACAGUGAAUCUAUUCCUAAUCAGUUAGUCCAUGAUCAACUAUCUCCUUGCCUUGACGAUGAAAGUAGUUUGGACGUCUCGAAAAUCAAAGAUUUAAAACUCUCCUCUAGAGAGAGGUCCUUGAGAAAUACUCCAAAGUCGCGACCAUUUAUCAAAGCCAAGAAGAAAGACAUAAAUAUGGAGCUAAGAAAAGCUUUUCUCAGGAAAACAGGUGUUUCUCGUGAAGGUACCAGUUUAUCUUUGCCGACCAGUCUUCGAUCAAGUCCUGAACCUAAAACCUGGUUCUGCUCAACGGAAAAUAUCUCAAGUUCGCCCUCUCGCAUUCCACUGUCAACGAAGAUUCCACAGCGAUAUCAUAAGCUUUCAGAGCGAUCUCAGUGUUCAUUUAAAAAUACAACAAUCAGAAACCAUCUUAAUGAAGCCAAAAAAGUGAGUCGAAUCAAGCAUGAAAGGUUGUUCUCAUCUUUGAUCGAGGACAAAAUGAACAUCAGUGAUGACUCUAAGUCUAUAUUAAAUCAGUCCAAGCUGCCUGUGUAUAUGCCUUUGCGCCGAAGUAGUCUUGGCUUCGUUCCAUUCAAGCCUGACAUUCCUCCGAAGAAAAAUAAGCCCUCCAGUCUUUGUAGACGUCCACAUUUAAACAGUAAGAAGAGUGAUUUACAGUUGAACAUCAACGAACGAGAAAAUCUGCCAAACUUUGAAACAGAUCAUCAUAGUGACACAAGCAGUUUUGGCUCAAGUAUUUGUACCAAAGAAAUCGUAAUGGAUGAAAACAAGAACAUGCAGUAUGAGCUGCCAAACCUCAAUGAAAGUUUCAAAAAAUCUUUGCAUGUGAGUGAGGAAGAUGUCCCUCUGUCUCCAAUUAAUUCUAACAUUGUUAAUUGUACAACAAACGGAAGAAAUAUCAACAAGUCACAGUCUAGAACAUCACUUCAGAACGUAAAAAAUUUGCAAGAAACAUGCAAUGAAAGUAUCUAUCUACACUUAAGCCCGCCUUGCUCUCAUUCAGAUGUGGAAAGUUUGAUCGAUGAAAGUCCAGUUAUCAAGAGCUCACCAUUUCAAGCCAAUUCAAGCCCAGGAAGGAACAGCAACAUUGCACAAGUUCUUGAUCGCACUCCCCCAACAAAUUUUGCAGAUUUGACAAAUAAUAAUAGGAAAUCUGCCUCUGGUGGUAGCCGAGAGUCUAACAGGUCACGAAAACAGCUGGACUUCAAUCCGAAAAAUGCUAAGACUCUGUCAACUAAUAAUUCCUUAAACAACUCAUUUUGUGAUACGAUAUCAUUGAGUGGCUCGGAAUUCAACGAUGCCUCCGUUUCAUCUUUCAGGGAUAGAGAAAGCAGCAUCCUCAGUGAUGCUGAAGUUUCUGACAAAACUUUGUCAAUUUUACUUCAAGAAUUGCAGACCAAACAUCAGCAACAAAUGGAAUUACUGAAACAGAAACAGAUCGAGGAGCAAAACUUGUUGGAGCAGAAGCAGAAAAAAAUCACGGAAACAAUUCUGCUCAACUUGUCAAACGGACUUAGCUCAUCGUCUACAUCUCCAAAAUCUGCUAAGAGUGAAAAAAGCGCUAAGAUUCCACCCAGCUACGAUGAAAUACCGGUGAAUCGGGGUAUCACUCCUCUACCUUCCUCUGAUUCGGCUAGUAUGACUUUCUUCAGCUCAACGCCUGGUUUCAAACAAACCUCAAAUUCUGGUCUUGCCAUCACUCGUUACUCGCUGCCUCCCAAUAUGUCUAAGAUGGUUCCGAACAAGAUUUGGUUUAUGAACAAUGUUCCAGCCACUAAGUUUUAUCCUAAGAAGAGCUAUAAUGAGCUUGAAAUUAAAGCGGCAACAAUCAUUCAAGCUGGUAUACGAGGAUAUUUUGUUAGAAGACUAAUGAAAACAGAACGUGUUCAACUUUUAAUUGAAAUGAUUCAAAAAUCCAUCAAAUGUGCUCUUGAAAUCCAGCAAGAGCCUUCGCCUACCCUAGCUGAUUAUGAGUUUCAUGCGAGAUUAAUUCAGCAGGUAACAAAAGCUUGCUAUGAAAUUCAUGAAAUAUUCAUCAUCUAUCCCCAAACGGAAAAAUUUGCAAUAAUAGCUGCUGACCGACUGAAGAAGUUUCAGAAACUAAACAACAGCACCCCAACAGUGAAACCUCUCUCUGCUGCAACUAGACGAUCUUUGCAGAGAAAAUUUUCCCAAAGUAGCAACGACAGCUUUGCUCAAGUACCAAAGAAGCCUUACCGAUCACGAUCUCACACUUUCACGUCCUCUAGUUAUCAUGAAGAUCUCCCAAAGAAGAAGAGAUAUGUCCGAUCUGCUACAUCAUUCAAUUUAAAGAAAUCUCAACGAUCAACCCAUGACACGAGAGUGACAAACGAAAUGAAGCGCAGAGUUCCGUGGCGGUAAUAAGCCUCGCAGCAUUAUACCUUCAUCCUACCACAAAUUUUGCAUUUAUUUUUAUAUUUUUACAAUUUUAUUUUCUCAA